AUGACGCUGCGCCGUGUGGUGCUUUGCGUGUGGGUCCUCGUGCUUUGCUGGUGCAACACGCCCCUCUGCGUGACGGCUGCUGCGGCAGGUGUGGAGUCCGUGGAGCCUCCAUCGGCAGCGAAGACGGCGGAUGCGGCGCGGGAAGCGGAAGGCGCCGUGAGUGCGGCCCAGACGGCGGCUUCAGAGGCACUGCAGGCAAGAGAUGCCGCUGGGGAUGCGGUGCUGGAAGCGUCGCCCGCAGUGAAGAACGCGGAGGAAGCCGCGAAGUAUGCAGAGAUGGCGCUGGGGAAGGUGAAGGAGGCACACACGAUAGCUUCAAAAAAGGAAGACGUGCGUCUGGCGGAGAGAAGCGCCCAGGAGGCAGUAAGGCAUUACCAGAUUGUGGCAGAGAAAGCCAAUCAGGCGGUGUCAUUUGUGGAAAAGAUUGUCAGACUGUCUCUGAAAGCAUCGGAGAGUGCCAAGAGGGCGGCCGCUGCGGCUGCUGAGGCGAGUAAAAUGUCCGCAGCAGCAGCAGCACAAAAAGCCAAGGAGGCGGCAGCAGUGCCGGAGGCGGCAGCGGCUGCCAAUAAGGCUGCGGCAAGUGCGGAGAGUGCUGCUGAGAAUGCCCAGAAGGCGGCGAAACUGGCCGAUGAGGCAGUGAAGAAAUGUGAAGAGGCAAUGAAAAACAGCCGGGCUGCAGGAAGACUUGCCAGUGAGACAGAGCAGGGCGCUAAGAAGUUGGAGGAAAGCGCUCAGGAGUUAAAUAAAAAAGCUGCGCUUGUAACUUCAUCCCAUGGGACCAGUGUCAAACAUGUGGAUCUUGAGAGGAGUGCCAGUGCGGCACUGACAGACGCUGAGAACACAAAAAAGAAGGCGGACCAAGUCGUGGUGGAGGCGAAGGCUGCAGCAAAGAUCACUGAGGAUGUUGUGAGUGAUGCUACGGAUGUCGCAACUCUCGCAGAAUCGGCAGCGAAGUAUGCUCUGGCUGCAAUGAAUCAAGCCAUGGAAGCGAAGGCCGCAGCGGAGGCUUUGCCGACGCAGUCUCAGACGAAGUUGGCGAAGGUGCCGGCAGAGGUGGAGGAGGUGCCGAAGGGAACUGCGCACAGCCCUAUUCCUCCUGCUUCCGCUGCUGCUGGUGGUGUUGAGCCUUCGCAACCCAAAGCGGCAGCCCCGAAGGCGGAUGCGCCAGCAAACCAUGUGGAAGCACCUCUCUCUCCGAGUAAGGACAUGACCGCAGGGAUGGAGACUUUCGUGAAAGGCCCCGGGACGAGUGGACUGCAAGACAGUGGCAAUGCGGACAGCAGCGGUAGCCCUCUCUGGGUGUGUGCACCGCUUCUGCUGCUUCUGUUGAUGGUGGAAUCUCUUGGCUUGACGACUGCGUGGUAA
Messenger RNA from Trypanosoma grayi, 1365 nucleotides. RefSeq lists its product as hypothetical. The record is from RefSeq and is a predicted model, not a curated record. Bases 1 to 1365 code for a protein of 454 amino acids. The transcript has a single exon. Lineage: Eukaryota; Euglenozoa; Kinetoplastea; Trypanosomatida; Trypanosomatidae.